Molecule: messenger RNA, 3410 nt
Organism: Bursaphelenchus xylophilus (pine wood nematode)
Lineage: Eukaryota; Metazoa; Nematoda; Chromadorea; Rhabditida; Aphelenchoididae
Source: the annotation of a GenBank genome assembly
AUGAAUAAAAAUACAAAUUUUAGCAAAAGUAAUCAAAAAAAUAGAAAAUUCAAAGUUUUCCCCCAGCCGGACUCGAACCCGGCCCAUUAAAAAAUCGAACCCACUACCAGUUGCGCCACAGCGACACAUGAAAAAAAUAAUCUCAAAAAUAGAAAACGUACGCCCUAAGGACACUACAAAGCCAUUUGAUUUUUGAAACAACUAGUUGUCAAUUGAGUUGCAACUCAAUUCUAAUCUAUUUUUCCCAAAAAAUUCAAAAAUAUUUUUUUUCGUAUAAUUUUUUCCGUUUAAAAAAAUUAUGCAAAUUUGAAUUAAACUUUGCACGAAAAAACGAGACCCAACUCAGUAUGGCUGAAUUAUUACUUCGUUGACGUCCCGCGAACGGCUGGUGGUGACAUUGUUCAGGUGGAAAUCUGGAACAAAACAGGAAUUACAGUAAGUGCGGGAGGGUGAUAGCAAAUGAAAUUAACAGCAGGCCAACCGGUGAGGGCAUGGGUAACUUUCGAAAUGAGAUUUUUAAGUUUUUCUCCCAAGAGGAUCGAACUUUAGACUUUCAGUGGUGACUUAACCCACUACCACUAUACUAAAGAGGUACGCGGGCUUAAAACCGUCGGAAUUGCGGGCCAAUGACAAAAUCGGGCUUGAACUGACUUGAAAGCGAUUCCAGGUGGACUUCCUCAACACCUCAAGGCAUCGGCUCUUGACCAUGACCGCGCGAAGAAGGCCGCCCAGUCUGGCUCGGAAUACGGGGACCGCUAGUCGAUAUCAACAACCUCUAGUGUCCCGGGUCAGCAAAAAGAAGAAAGGCGCCACGGAGGAGGCGAAUGACGACGGAACACAAAUGGAACCCAAGACCAUCGACUCCGGCCAUCGAUCCCAUCAUUCCAAGGCCCGCUCCAUUCAAGGAACCAACAGAGAAGUAAGCGAGAAAAAUUUCGGGAUAAAACUUCUUUAAGAGGGCCCCUCGACGAAGAGAGCCCCUCGGCGAAGAGGGAACCUAGGCAAAGAGGGCACCUGGGCGAAGAGGGCACCUUGAGGAAGGAAAGAUGCUGUAAGGGGGACCAAGGCGGAUUUUGUAAGAAUGAUUUCUUUGGAUAGCUGUUUUUUGCCAAAAAAUCAUUCUAAAAAUCCGCCUUGGUCCUCCUUACCGCAUCUUUUUCCUCAAGAUGCCAUCUUCGCCCAGGUGCCCCCUUCACUCAGAUGCCCUCUUCGCCCAGGUGCCCUCUUCCCCCAGAUACCCUUUUCACAAGGUGCCCUCUUCCCUUUGUCCCAUCUUUUUCCGACCUCCCAAGACUUCAUUUUUAGGGCAACGAGGCCAUUUUCAACAGGGCUUUGAAGGAAUUUUGCCUCAAUUCCAUCGAGACAGGACCGAAAAAGUUGGCCAAUGAGUUCGUGGAGACCCGCUCGGCCAUGCCCAAGAACGUCCCGAAGACUGCGUUUCAGGCGCACGGGCCAAAAAAUCGCUACAAGGAUGUGAUUUGCUUGGACGAAACCCGGGUGAAACUGACCUGGCCGGACAGCGGAAACGAUUAUAUUCAUGCUAAUUAUGUGAAUAUGGAUGGUAAGCUUGGAGUAAUUUUGAGCCCUAGGGUCUGAAAAAUGUAAUACCAGCUUUCAAAAAAAAAUUUUUCGUCCAGGCGGAUUCGAACCCAGGACUUUUCGAUUUCUAAACUAAUUCACAACCAGUUGCGCCAAAAUGACAUUUUCUAAAAAAAGCCAAAAAUGGCAUGUCUUGAUAUUGUGGACUAAAUUACGAAUAACCCUUUGGUUUUGAAGAAAAAACUUCGAAUUUUCUCUCUGUAUACUCGGUAAUUUGUCGAUUUUCAGGAAAAAUGCGCUACAUUUGCACGCAAGGCCCCACCGCCGACACCACUGUCGACUUUUGGCGAAUGGUUUGGCAGGAGAAAUGCAAGGGAAUCCUGAUGCUGUGCGAGGUCAUGGAGAUGGGGAAGAAAAAGUGCGAGCAGUACUGGCCGCUGAAAGUGGGAGAGGAGGGGGAAUACGGACCGAUCAAAGUCAAGACGUUGAAGGUCCUCCAAACCGAAGAACACUUGCAUACCACGCAUUUGGAGAUCACUGCGGUCGGCGGUAGGAAAUUUUACCUAUUUUUGGCGCAGAAUUUUGGGGACUUUUCGCUAGCAGCCAGACUGAAAUUCGGCGUAGAUUUUCAGGAGAAGUAACCCAAGUGCGACGUUCAGAUUUUGAUGAAGCUUUACACAAAUUGAGAAAAAAAAUUUUUUAAGACUGCGGUACUCUUAGCCCGCGCUUUGCAGAAACGACUGAGAUUUUUUGCCGAAAGUUGGAAAAAAUGUGCCAUGCAAAUUUUGGCAUGAAAAUUUUCAUGCUUAUUUCUUCCACAGAGGAUAGCCAAAAUUCGCAAAAAAUGUGGCGCAUUUUUUUAACUUUCGACUAAAAUCCUUGGUCGUUUCUGCAAAGCUCGAGCUAAGAGUCUCGUAUAUCUUUUAGAAAAAAAUAUUCUAAACUUGUGCCAAGUUUCAUAAAACCUGAGCGUCCCACUUGGAGUACUUUCCCUGUCAGUAUUUAUAACUUUUUCUUUUUGCUAUUUAGUAAGCUCAACUUGCCGGGCCGUUUCAAAUUUUCCUCGGUCCGGCUCGGCCGUUCACGUGGCAUAGCUUGAGAGCUAUGUCUAGUCAAGAUGAACAAGCCGUUUUAUAACAAGGAAGGUACUUUUACGGGGGGUCCUUCUUUUAGACGGGGCAUAUCUUAAAAAAUCGGAUUUUUUGAGAUACAUCCCGUCUAAAAGUAGAAGCCCCCAUAAAAGUACUUUCCUCGUAAAAAAAAUGAUUUUUUGACUCCUUCCAUUUUAGUUCGUCCAUUUUGGACCUAUCUCAAUUUUUCGCUGAUUUUUUUUCCUAAAAUUUCUUCGUUUCCAGAGACCCGUCAAGUUCAUCACAUUUUGUGGGAGAAAUGGCCGGAUCGCGGAGUUCCCAAGGACUAUUUGGGUUGUUUGCGGCUGAUCAAGCGCAUCAACCCGAUUGUGCCGGUGGUGGUACAUUGCUCGGCGGGAAUUGGUCGCACCGGCACAAUCGUGGGCCUGGAGAUGUUGCAACUGAAGCUCCAAAAAGGCGAAGUUUGCACUAUGGCCGAGGUUGUGGCCGAACUGCGGAAAUAUCGCCAUGGAUCGGUUCAGACGGACGUUCAGGUAAAUUUAUAUUGCACUUGAACUAUCUCCGACACGUUUUUUUCGAAAAAAAUAAACUCGACUUUUUUCCAAUUUUUUUAAACCUUUUUUUGAAAAAAUUUCAAUUUAAUUUUUAUCUUUCAUAUUUCAGUUCCUCUACAUGCACCGCGUGAUCAUGGAGCUGGCGACGAACCGCAAAGCCAUCACCAGGGCCGAACUUCAGGGCUUCUACGAGGAAUACGAUAAGAUUGUCGCCAGAACGCAGUGA